AUGGACCCCGAAGGCAGCGCGCCUGGUCCCGACGACCGUCGCAACCAGCAGGUCGACAAUGCCAUUCGCGCCAUUCGCGAGAAGAAGCCUCUACCCGAGAUCGACUUCACUAUCCACACCAUGGAAGAUGGCACCCAAGUCAACACCAUGGAGCGAGUUUGCAAAGAUGUCCAAGCUCCUGCCAUGUUCACCCCCUCCGACGAGCAGUUCUUCGAGGACGAAACCCACACGAAGCCCAACAUCAACUUCCUGAAGCAGCACUUCUAUCGCGAGGGUCGCUUGACCGAGGAGCAGGCCCUAUGGAUUCUCAGAACCGCCACCGAGCUGCUCCGCGCCGAGCCCAACCUGCUCGAGAUGGAUGCGCCCAUCACUGUUUGCGGUGACGUUCACGGCCAGUACUACGAUCUGAUGAAGCUGUUCGAGGUCGGUGGCGACCCGGCCGAGACGCGAUACCUCUUCCUCGGUGACUACGUCGACAGAGGUUACUUCAGUAUCGAGUGUGUCCUGUACCUCUGGUGCUUGAAGAUCCACUAUCCCAAGACCCUGUGGCUGCUCCGUGGUAACCACGAGUGUCGCCACUUGACGGACUACUUCACCUUCAAGCUGGAGUGCAAGCACAAGUACUCUGAGUCUAUUUACGAGGCCUGCAUGGAGUCCUUCUGCUGCCUGCCCCUUGCGGCUGUCAUGAACAAGCAAUUCUUGUGUAUCCACGGUGGCCUGAGUCCUGAGUUGCACACUCUGGAUGACCUGCGUAGCAUCGAUCGAUUCCGUGAGCCGCCCACUCAGGGUCUCAUGUGCGAUAUCUUGUGGGCCGACCCUCUUGAGGACUUUGGACAAGAAAAGACCAGCGACUAUUUCCUGCAUAACCAUGUCCGCGGUUGCUCCUACUUCUUCUCGUACCCGGCCGCAUGCAAUUUCCUCGAGAAGAACAAUUUGCUGUCCGUCAUUCGAGCCCACGAGGCGCAAGAUGCAGGCUACCGAAUGUAUCGCAAGACGCGUACCACGGGCUUCCCCAGUGUCAUGACCAUCUUUUCGGCGCCCAACUACCUCGAUGUUUACAACAAUAAGGCUGCUGUUCUGAAGUACGAAAACAAUGUCAUGAACAUCCGGCAAUUCAACUGCACGCCCCACCCGUACUGGCUACCAAACUUCAUGGAUGUCUUCACAUGGUCGCUGCCGUUCGUCGGUGAGAAGAUCACCGACAUGCUUAUCGCGAUCCUUAGCACUUGUUCAGAGGAGGAGCUCAAGGAGGACGCUACUCCUUCGUCCACAUCGCCCGGUCCCAUGUCGCCCCCCCUCUCCGGAACGCAGGAUCCCGAGUCCAUCGAGUACAAGCGCCGCGCAAUCAAGAACAAGAUCUUGGCCAUUGGCCGUCUUUCGCGUGUGUUCCAGGUGUUGCGUGAGGAGUCUGAGAGGGUUACGGAGCUUAAGACCGUCUCCGGUGGCAGACUUCCUGCUGGAACGCUCAUGCUUGGUGCUGAGGGUAUCAAGAACGCCAUCAACACAUUCGAAGACGCCCGCAAGGUUGAUUUGCAGAACGAGAGGCUUCCUCCCAGCCAUGACGAGGUUGUGAAGCAGCAAGAUGAGGAUAGGAAGCAGGCGCUCGAGAAGGCUGCCGAAGAUGCUGCCAACGAUAAGAAGCUGCAACAAUUGUCUAGGAGACUGAGCACUGAUCGCAAGAGUCAUAAGGGAUGA
This is a messenger RNA of Colletotrichum siamense, 1695 nucleotides long. It is a transcript of the gene cna-1, whose product is annotated as Serine/threonine-protein phosphatase 2B catalytic subunit. Gene Ontology annotation, cellular component: calcineurin complex; cytoplasm. Bases 1 to 1695 code for a protein of 564 amino acids. The transcript is spliced from 4 exons. Gene Ontology annotation, biological process: calcineurin-mediated signaling; fungal-type cell wall organization. NCBI's taxonomy places the organism in Eukaryota, Fungi, Ascomycota, Sordariomycetes, Glomerellales, Glomerellaceae. Gene Ontology annotation, molecular function: calmodulin-dependent protein phosphatase activity; calmodulin binding. The record is from RefSeq and is a predicted model, not a curated record.